Ictidomys tridecemlineatus (thirteen-lined ground squirrel) is the source of this 25402-nucleotide messenger RNA. NCBI's taxonomy places the organism in Eukaryota, Metazoa, Chordata, Mammalia, Rodentia, Sciuridae. The record is from RefSeq and is a predicted model, not a curated record.
GCCAAUCCUGGCACCUGUGCGCCGAGCCACUGCACCGAGGAGGACCCCACUCCCGGCGAACCCCAGGCUUGAAGCCACGGACUCCCAGCCCUUGCACAGGGGUUUCUCGUCGGUGGGACCUGCAGCCUCCCACUCCGGCCACCGCCGCCGCCUGCGUCCGCCGAAGCACACUGCACCUCUGAGUAGCCCGCUGCGCCCCAGCCCCCGGGGAUCCUCGUCCAGCGGAGGCGCCGCGGCGGGCAGCGGGUGUUACAGAGUUGGGUCCCUUUCCUGCUCUUCUCUUCUCCGCCCAGGAUUUAUUGUCUGUGGAGCUUUCUGGGGGCGGGGAGGGAGCUGCGCCUCCUCCACCACCGCCGCUGCUGCUGCUGCGGUCGCUAGCGCGGCGCGCAGGGCAGGCGGAGGCCAGGGAGUGGACGCGCUCGUGCCUCCCCCGCCGGCGCUCUGGGCUUCCCCUCAGCGGCUCCCCGCGGGAACCUCACCAGCGGUCCACCUGAAGGGCAUCAGCAUCAUGGUCUAACGUGGCACCUGCCUGGAAUCCCCUCUUUCUCCUCCUCUUCCUCCUCCUCCUCCUUCUCUCCUCCUCCUCCUCCUCCGAGGACUCUCGCCCCUACUCUACUGCGGACCCUCGAACACUUUAAGGAAUAACCCUUAGCAGCUGCACGGCUCACGCUCUCCAGAACCUCAUGGGCAGUUUCUCCCGCCGGCGAUGAUGGAGAAUCUAAUAAGGGGAAGAAAUCCCCCACAAUAUCAGAGAAGUCCUUGUAAAGAGGUCCGUGCAGCACUUCGGAAGAGGCCUGAAGAGGAGUGAGCCCGCUACAUGAAAAAAAUGCAAGUCAAAGUGGUCACAACCUAGAAGUCUGCAGAGACAGGAAUAACUAGCAAUGCAGUGCCUGGAGAUGACCACCAAACGGAAAAUCAUCGGCCGUCUGGUGCCGUGCCGAUGUUUCCGAGGUGAAGAAGAAAUCAUCUCAGUUUUAGAUUACUCCCACUGCAGCCUUCAGCAGGUGCCAAAGGAGGUCUUUAACUUUGAGCGGACAUUAGAGGAGCUUUAUCUAGAUGCCAAUCAAAUUGAAGAGCUACCCAAGCAAUUGUUCAACUGUCAAGCUCUACGAAAACUAAGUAUUCCUGAUAAUGACCUUUCAAGUCUGCCAACCUCAAUUGCUAGUUUAGUUAAUCUUAAAGAACUCGACAUCAGUAAAAAUGGUGUACAAGAAUUCCCAGAAAAUAUAAAGUGCUGUAAGUGUUUAACAAUUAUUGAAGCCAGUGUCAAUCCCAUUUCUAAACUCCCUGAUGGCUUCACUCAGCUUCUAAACCUGACCCAGCUCUACCUGAAUGACGCCUUUCUUGAGUUUCUUCCAGCCAAUUUUGGAAGGCUUGUCAAAUUGCGAAUCUUGGAGCUAAGAGAAAAUCACUUGAAAACUCUACCAAAGUCAAUGCACAAACUGGCCCAGUUGGAAAGACUUGACUUGGGCAAUAAUGAAUUCAGUGAGCUGCCUGAAGUUCUGGAUCAAAUACAAAAUUUAAGGGAGUUAUGGAUGGAUAAUAAUGCAUUACAAGUACUACCUGGGUCUAUAGGGAAGUUAAAGAUGUUGGUAUACCUGGAUAUGUCAAAAAACAGAAUAGAAACCGUUGACAUGGAUAUUUCUGGAUGUGAAGCCCUUGAGGACCUCUUAUUAUCAUCGAAUAUGUUGCAACAGUUACCUGACUCAAUAGGACUGUUGAAAAAACUGACUACUCUAAAAGUAGAUGACAAUCAACUUACAAUGCUGCCCAAUACAAUCGGAAAUUUAUCUUUACUAGAAGAAUUCGACUGUAGCUGUAAUGAACUGGAGUCUCUACCAUCUACUAUUGGCUACCUUCACAGUCUCCGAACAUUAGCAGUUGAUGAAAAUUUCCUUCCAGAAUUACCCAGAGAAAUUGGAAGCUGUAAGAAUGUCACAGUUAUGUCUCUACGCUCCAAUAAGCUGGAAUUUCUUCCUGAAGAAAUUGGACAGAUGCAGAAACUGAGAGUUUUAAAUUUGAGUGAUAACAGAUUGAAGAAUUUACCAUUCUCAUUUACCAAACUUAAAGAGCUUGCAGCUUUGUGGCUUUCUGACAAUCAGUCCAAAGCUCUUAUCCCUUUACAAACGGAAGCCCAUCCAGAAACAAAGCAAAGAGUAUUGACUAACUAUAUGUUUCCCCAGCAACCUCGUGGUGAUGAAGAUUUCCAGUCAGACAGUGACAGCUUUAACCCUACACUGUGGGAAGAGCAGAGACAACAACGCAUGACCGUUGCCUUUGAAUUUGAAGAAAAGAAAGAAGACGAUGAAAACGCUGGGAAAGUUAAGGAUCUCUCCUGCCAAGCCCCCUGGGAAAGGGGCCAGCGUGGGAUUACUCUCCAACCUGCCAGACUGUCUGGCGAUUGCUGCACACCAUGGGCCAGGUGUGAUCAGCAGAUCCAAGAUAUGCCCGUCCCCCAGAAUGACCCACAGCUGGCAUGGGGUUGUAUAAGUGGCCUCCAGCAGGAAAGGAGCAUGUGUACUCCAUUGCCAGUUGCAGCACAAUCUACCACUCUUCCCUCUCUAAGUGGCAGACAGGUUGAAAUAAACCUAAAACGAUAUCCAACUCCUUACCCAGAGGAUUUAAAGAAUAUGGUAAAAUCUGUUCAAAAUCUGGUGGGUAAGCCAAGCCAUGGAGUACGUGUUGAGAAUUCAAAUCCAACUGCUAACACGGAGCAAACUGUGAAAGAAAAAUUUGAACACAAGUGGCCGGUAGCCCCAAAGGAGAUUACAGUGGAGGAUUCUUUUGUUCAUCCAGCUAAUGAAAUGAGGAUUGGGGAGCUUCACCCUUCAUUAGCUGAGACCCCUCUGUACCCACCCAAACUUGUUCUGCUAGGGAAGGACAAAAAAGAAUCAACUGAUGAGUCUGAAGUUGACAAAACUCACUGUCUGAAUAACAGUGUUUCCUCAGGCACUUACUCAGACUACUCGCCUUCCCAGGCUUCCUCAGGAUCCUCUAACACCCGGGUUAAAGUGGGGUCCUUGCAGACAACAGCUAAAGAUGCAGUUCAUAAUUCUUUGUGGGGUAACAGGAUUGCGCAAUCUUUCCCACAGCCUCUGGAUGCAAAGCCAUUGCUCAGCCAGCGAGAGGCUGUUCCCCCAGGGAACCUACCACAGAGACCCGACCGCCUGCCAAUGAGCGAUGCUUUCACUGACAACUGGACUGAUGGAUCCCAUUACGACAACACAGGGUUUGUUUCUGAGGAAACCGCAGCUGAGAAUGCCAACAAUAAUCCUCUCUUGAGUUCCAAGUCUAGAAGCACAUCUUCUCACGGACGCAGGCCUUUAAUCAGGCAGGAUAGGAUUGUUGGUGUUCCCCUGGAACUUGAGCAGUCUACACACAGACACACGCCAGAAACAGAAGUGCCUCCUACCAAUCCUUGGCAGAAUUGGACCAGAACCCCUAGUCCAUUUGAAGACAGGACCGCUUUUCCUUCCAAAUUAGAGACAACCCCCACUACCAGCCCUUUGCCUGAAAGGAAAGACCAUCUGAAAGAAUCUACUGAAAUACCCAGUCCUUUUUCUCCAGGAGUACCAUGGGAGUAUCAUGAUUCCAACCCCAACAGGAGUCUUGGUAAUGUCUUUUCUCAAAUCCACUGCCGCCCAGAUUCUUCUAAAGGUGUUAUUUCAAUUAGCAAAAGCACAGAGAGGCUUUCCCCCCUAAUGAAAGAUAUAAAGUCCAAUAAAUUCAAAAAGUCACAAAGUAUCGAUGAGAUUGACAUUGGCACAUACAAGGUUUAUAACAUACCAUUAGAAAACUAUGCUUCUGGAAGUGAUCACUUAGGAAGCCACGAACGACCCGAUAAACUGUUGGGACCAGAGCAUGGCAUGUCCAGUAUGUCUCGAAGCCAGUCGGUCCCAAUGCUGGAUGACGAGAUGCUCACCUAUGGAAGCAGUAAAGGGCCACAACAGCAAAAAGCUUCUAUGACAAAAAAAGUCUACCAGUUUGACCAAAGCUUCAAUCCUCAAGGAGCAGUGGAAGUCAAAGCGGACAAGAGGAUACCACCCCCUUUUCAGCACAAUUCGGAGUACGUGCCACCGUCCACCAAAAACAUGGCCAAGGAUUUGGUUAGUCCUAGAGCUUACCGAGGAUACCCACCCAUGGAGCAAAUGUUCUCCUUUUCUCAGCCGUCCGUUAAUGAGGAUGCUGUGGUGAAUGCCCAGUUUGCAAGCCAAGGAGCCAGGGCAGGCUUCUUGAGGAGAGCUGACUCCCUGGCAAGCUCCACAGAAAUGGCCAUGUUUAGAAGGGUCAGUGAACCUCACGAGCUGCCACCAAGUGAUAGGUAUGGCAGGCCUCCUUACAGGGGAGGGCUAGAUCGCCAAAGCAGCGUGACAGUGACUGAGUCCCAGUUCCUGAAGAGGAAUGGCAGGUAUGAAGACGAACAUCCUUCCUAUCAAGAAGUGAAAGCUCAGGCGGGAAGUUUUCCAGUUAAAAACCUAACCCAGAGGAGGCCAUUGUCUGCGAGAAGCUACAGUACAGAGAGUUACGGGGCCUCCCAAACCAGGCCAGUUUCAGCUAGGCCAACUAUGGCAGCUCUUUUGGAAAAAAUACCGUCUGACUAUAACUUGGGUAACUAUGGUGACAAGCCAUCAGAUAACAGUGAUAUAAAGACGAGGCCCACCCCUGUGAAGGGAGAGGAGAGCUGUGGUAAAAUGCCUGCAGACUGGAGACAACAGCUGCUUAGACAUAUAGAAGCUAGAAGGUUAGACAGGAAUGCUGCUUACAAACACAACACAGUUAACCUUGGCAUGCUGCCCUAUGGAGGUAUUUCAGCAAUGCAUGCAGGCAGAAGCAUGACUUUAAACUUGCAGACUAAGUCUAAAUUUGAUCAUCAAGAACUACCUCUUCAGAAAACCCCGUCCCAGCAAAGCAACAUUUUAGACAAUGGACAAGAGGAUGUAUCUCCUAGUGGCCAAUGGAAUCCUUAUCCACUUGGGAGGCGGGAUGUACCUCCGGACACCAUUACUAAAAAGGCAGGCAGCCACAUCCAGACUUUGAUGGGGUCCCAAAGCCUGCAGCAUCGCAGCCGGGAGCAGCAGCCAUAUGAAGGAAAUAUAAACAAAGUGACCAUCCAGCAAUUUCAGUCACCAUUGCCUAUUCAGAUCCCCUCUUCACAGGCCACUCGGGGACCUCAGCCUGGACGGUGCUUAAUUCAAACUAAAGGGCAAAGGAGUAUGGAUGGCUAUCCAGAGCAGUUUUGUGUGAGAAUAGAAAAGAAUCCUGGCCUUGGAUUUAGUAUCAGUGGUGGAAUUAGUGGACAAGGAAAUCCAUUCAAACCUUCUGACAAGGGUAUCUUUGUUACUAGGGUUCAGCCUGAUGGGCCAGCCUCCAACCUUUUACAGCCUGGUGAUAAGAUUCUUCAGGCAAAUGGACACAGUUUUGUACAUAUGGAACAUGAAAAGGCUGUAUUACUACUGAAGAGUUUCCAGAACACAGUAGACCUAGUUAUUCAACGUGAGCUUACUGUCUAAAUAUUUUCUAUAAAUAGUGAAGAUAUGUCUAGCCAGACCUAAUGUUCAAAAAGAAAUUUAUACAUAGAAACAAAUUUUGCCAAUUGCUGGACCAAUGGCAAACAUUAGUGCCAAAUGUAUAAUACUAUAUGUUAGCACUGAUCAUCCUUAAAAAUGUUAACUCUACAAAUAUGAUGUUCAUGUGGUUAUGUAUUAGUUCUAACUGUCAGCCUCUGGCUGUGCAUUGGUGCAGUUUUGUUUUUCUUUUUGUUUUUUUUAAUCAAAUAAGUUUCUUCUCAAAGUGGAUUUCAUAUAAUUUCAGAGCACGGAAGCACACACAGCUCUUUAUGAAUUCUGCUCUCCAUCAGAAACACUGCCUCAAAGUUGUAUAUGCCUUUAUAUAGAAAAUACGAACAUAAAGAAUUAUAAUUCCCAUAAAAUAUUUCUAGCACAAGGUAUAUGUUGGCAUAUAUACAAAAAGAAUAUAGAGAAAAACAAUAUUUUCAUAAACUAAACAUCUCGGAUUGAGAAAGAAAUAUAUCUUAAAAUAAGACUUUACUAUAUUGAAUCUUUUUCAAUAAAAAUUCAUGAUAAUGCCUUAUGAAAGUAACUGUACAUAUGGUAUAAAGUGUUUAUAUUUGGUUCCAUAUUCAUUUACUAAAUUCUCAUAACACAGAGUGAAAUAUUUCAUAAAUUCUCCAUUUAUCACUGGGACCUGAAUAAAAAUAGGAAAAACUAAUUUGUUCAAUGCCUUUAGAUAACGACAAUAAAUGCAGAGUUAAAAAACAGACUAAAGGUCAUUGUAGAUAAGUCUUUUUCACCAAAAAUUUAAGCAGUGAAUGAUGGGUGGCAGGAAAAGUAUUGAUUUCUUUCUUUCCAGUUUAUGUUGAUUAUAAACUGUAGCCCCUGUGAUUUCUUUACUUGUAAAUGUGGAAUUUAUUUGUGUGCUGCUUUAUUUUAAUUUGCUACUUUUAAAUCAUUUAAAAUGAGUUUGGGGAAUUGAUAAAAUUUAUCAUUAAGAAAGACUUGUUAGAAAGUUAAUGUUGGGUGAUUUUAAAACUUUGGCAUUAAAUAUGAAACUUCAAAUAUAAUUUCUCAGAGCUGUAGUCUACCUGUAUUAAUUUUAAUGCUGUUUUGUGGACAGAAAUAGAUAAAAUACUUUUUUCCCCAAAGAAUGUAUUAAGGUAUAUUAAAUUAUGAAUAUGCUCUCUAGAGAGUGAUAUAAGCAUAGUUAAUAUAGAAUUAUUUACUUUUACAUUGGAACUGUUUUCCUCUAUAAGAUCAAAAGUCAUCUUAUAAUCCUUUAUAAUAUUUAUUUUUGUUAAUUAUUAAUUUGAUUAAAAUAUGAAUUUGAAAAUUUAGAAUAAUUUCCAAGAAUUGGUUAUAUGUGUUCUCUCUCAUAUUUCUACAUAGCUCUUUAUAGAUAUAUAAUGAAUUUACUUCAUAUGCUAUCGAUUCAAGUAUUCUAUUGGGAUUUUACAAUAGAAUCACAUAUUGAUGUCAUGAGAGCUCUGAGAAUAAUAUUUGUAAGUUAACUGUUUUAUGGGGACACUGAAAAUAUUGUAUUUUUGUAGGGUCUAUUAAAAUGAGUGUCACUUAUUAGAAGUGCAGUGGUAUUUUUUGGCGUAGAACUUGUCACUUGAUGGCAAAUGAUAGUUAAUUUUAUAGAUGGUGCACUAAUUUUGAUGUUGCUUUAUGUCAGGUGACAUGAUUCCAAAAUUUUAUAGGGUUUGACAAUUAGCUGAUUCAAUGAUUGGCUUAUUUGGUAUAUUUCCCAGAAGCAACUUUGAAUGCAUUUUAAAAUAUUGAGUUUUCGAUGAGAAAAUUCUUUCAGAGCCUGAUUCUAUUUGUUAAAACUCAUGCCACAACCACUGUAUCCAAAUACUGUAGGAUGAUCAUCAUUCGUCAAGAUCAAGAUCCCCCUCUGGCCACCCCAGGAUCACUUACAGGAAAACAAACUCAGGAGUGUAGUUUUGUGUCAAGGAAACAUCUCAAAUUGUUCCAACAGUGCUGUUUAAUCUUUAGUGGGAGAGGCAGGAGGAGAGCCCAGUGUGGGACUUCCCCAAGUCUUUUUCUUACAUUAGGUUUCAACAUCAAUCCCAAGGCAUCAGGAGAUACUUCUGAGACACUCAGCUGAGAGGAUCAAGAUCCUAGUAAACACCUGUGCCACUCCUGAUGUGACAACAUUAUCUUAGGCCAAUGCUUUAAUACUUCCUGUUCCACAGUUCAGAAAUGAGGAAAAGAGAAAAGGGACCCCCUGACCAACUGGAAAAGAAAUCUGAUGCCAGAACACCUCAUUGUCAGUUGUACUACCAUGCUGCAUGCAGAGAACAGGCAGGUAAUAAUGAAAAGGGGAUUUUUUUUUUUAGUUGACUGAAUAAUCACAUAAGGAAAAAAACAUCCAAUUAAUCAAUUGAUAGGGAACCAAAACCAAUAAGUCAUUGAUUUUUAAGUAUCAACUUCUUUUUAAUAACUGGCUUGCUGCCUGAAACUUAGAAUCUAAUUUGGGUUAACAACAAUAAAAGUCAAGGGUGUGCCUUUAAAAAAAGAAAAAUCAACAACAAAAAGGAGUGGAAUUCAUAAUGGCCCUUCUUGAUUUUUUUUUUUACUGAUGUUUUUUUGCUGAGGAAGCUGUUUCUAUGUGACAGAUCAGUAAGAUGUAAUGGAGGGAACUGAAAAAGAUUAGAGGUGGAAAGAACAAAUGGUGAAAAUUAUUAGCAGAAUUGUCACAGAGUUUGCAAGACAAAAGGCAUUGGUAGAUGAUUUUUAAAAUAGUACGUUGUCAUAAAAGCUUUCUUAGGAUAAUUCCAGCCCUCUAGAUAACACAAGUUGCCUAAACACACAAUAAUUUCAAAAUGGUUAGUGUAUUAUGACAAAGAAUACCCAAAGUCAGUAUGACACACAAGUAUUUGCAUUGUGCUAAUUUGUUGCUAUUUGAAGCCCAUGGAAAAUAUGUAUCCCAGUGACUUGGAAAUGUAAUAUAUAGAGAUCAAACUAUCUGUAUUGUUUCUGCACCUUACCUUGGAUUACCACCAUCAAGAUGGAAAACAGCUUUGAAGAGGGGGUGACAAGCUAAUAUUGAUCUGUUUUUAAUCUUAAAGGUGAUUGUACACAUAUUACUACUAUAAUUGUUUAUUUUAAGAUAGGACUAAAAUACCUUUUAUUGUGUGAGGUAAAGUAAGAAAAGAUUCAGAGACAAGAAAAUGUUGAAUUUAGAUUUAUGUAUUCAAACAUUACAUGAAAAAUAUCUGAAUUUGCCAUAAUGUUUGGAUAAAAAAAAAACAGAAAAACUUUACUUUUAAUCAUAAAAUUUAUUUAAUAUCUCUACCACGAUUUAGAUCUUUGAAAAAUGCAGUGUACUUACCAAUUUGUCUUUCCAGUGACUUUUAAUGAUAUCCUUGAUCAAUUUCUGCUCCUGGUUGGCACACAAAUCAAGAAUACCUAUUCUGAUAAAUAUACUCUUAUCAAGAGACAAGGAUACAAUAUUACCAGAUAAAAAUCCACAUUGUUAUAAAAAGUUGUCAGUUCAGUCAGACAACACAUUUGACCAAAUAGCAGGUUAAUUGAAAUGCUAGAUGAGCAAAAAGUAAAAAGUUGUGCAGAUAGUGAAAUCCAAUAAGUUAAAAGGGUGGGUCUUUAUCUAGCAUAGGAAAAGCAGGGCUGAGUUCCCAGUAGAGUGUCUCUCACAGAAAUGCUGACUUUCUGAGCUUAAUAAAAUGUUCAAAAACUUGAGUUAGUGAUGUGCCCUCUCUUAUGAUUGUAGCUACCUGAUCAACUGGGAACUGGGGAGAAAGUUCCAGACUCAAGAUCACACAUACAUAAACUUUUUUCCAUUAGUAACACAAGUACUUCCGAUGAAUAAAAGCAUCUCGCUUUGGCUCAGAAGUUUUCCCCAUCACCCAACAAGACUAUAACCCAAAAAUACAUUAUAGAAAGAAAAUAGAAUGUGGAACCAGGCAUGGUGGCAUAGGCCUAUAAUCUCAGUGACUCAGGAGGCUGAAGCAGGAGAAUUGCAAAUUCAAGUUCAGCCUAAGGAACUUAGCAAAACCCUGUCUCAAAAUAAAAAAAUAAAAAGGUCUGGAGAUGUAGCUCAGUGGUAGAAUGCCCCUGGGUUCAAUCCCUAGUACCUCAAAGAAAAAAAAAAGUAGAAUGUGGCUGUGGAAAAAUGGAUGUAUACUAUGGAAAUCAUGUGGGUUAAUAUUAUAGGAGACCCAGCUCUCCCAUGCAUCCUUUUAAACUCCAUUUUGACCUGAACUACUCAGAGUGGGUAUUUUCCAAGACACCCCACUGUACAAAACUAAGGCAGGUGCAAUCGAGUUUUCCAGUUAUAUCCUGAAACAUCUAGGGGCAUUUCUGUUUCUAGAUGCAAAACUGACCUCUCUUCAUUGCUGCUGUUGCCACUGUAGAUCCAUCCCUCCAACCCCAUGCUGCUCAAAGGAAGUGGUGUGCUGUUCUCUUGCUGAAGCAAGCAUAAGUGGCCCCUGUAGAGCUCCAGCUGUUCAGAGACCCUUGAGCAUCAGCUGACAGCUUCAGCUCCCAGUUUGGAAGGAAUUGUCUUAGGUGAUCAUGGAACCUGGAGAAGUGACAGUAACCAAGGCCCAAAGGUGGGGCACUUACUGAGUCACUGACAACCACAUUGCAAAGCUUACAGGCAAGGGUGAGGGUGGGCACUGCCUUAAUAGAACUGUUCCCAUUUUUAUUAUUUAGUUUUUCAUUUAUCUUUUUUUAAAUGUUGGAGUUUGCCAUAUUAAGAGACUUUCUCUGAGCUUUCUAAAAUAAAAUUCAUAAACUUAUUCUAUGUUGAGAGCCCCAGAAGGUCUGUCCUGUGACCACUGCCUUCAAGCAGGCACUCAGGGAGCAAGAGACCAGAAAUGAACUACUCAGAAACAGUAAGUGAACAACAUUCAUUUAGCUGGCGGCUUGUCAUUGCCCCAGGCCUCUCUCCUCACCUUUCACUCCAUCUGCAGAGAAUGGUUUGGAAAGUUUCCUGUAAGGGUUGAGAGUACAAGAAAUUCUACUCAGAAAAUUCAGAAAGUUCUGAUACAAUGAGGGGCAGAGGUUCACUCCAAGUUUUUAUUAAACAUCCUGCAGUGAAAACAGAGGACUGUUGAAUUCCCCCGGCUUUUAACAGUGUGAUUAUCUUAAACUGCCCUGGUAGAAGCCAAAAUAAGGAGAAAUAACUGAGAGAAGGAAAAUCACUUACUUGUUCCAACUUGAGAGGUAUUUCUUCAGUUGGCCAGGUUUCCUGGGUUACAUUCUGUGCAGGACUCCAGCUUGCGGUCUGUGUAACAACAUAGUGACAAGCAAGGUAAGAAAUUGGCCUGGAUAGCAGGCAUGCACAGGGGUUAAAGGUGUCUACAGCUGCAUCGAUUUCUCCCCAAGCUGUCUGCAAAAUGUUCCCUUUUUUGGCCUAAUUUUGUUCACAGCAGCAACCGAAAGUCUAGAAGGUUGUAAACCUGAACAGCAUUUAUAUAGAAAGUAUUAAAAUCCCUUGAUUCCUAUUAGUAUAGCAUUAGAACCAGGCCUGACCCAAAGAAAAGUCAUGAGUCAAGUUUUCAAAAGUGAAUUUAUUUUUUUAAUUCAAAAGUGAGAUUUUUUAAAGCAGGCACAAUUUCCAUUUCUCCUUAAAAAAAAAAGAAAAAAAGAAAAGAAGAAGAAGAAGAAGAAGAAGGCAGCUGUUUUUAUUCUUUAAGGUUAAUCUAAUUUUUGAUGGGUGUUGGGAUUGGUGCUAAGAAGAAAACUUAAGUGACUCUUCCAAAAUUUCCCUAGCUUUAAAAGUAUUUUUCAUUAGUGUUGUACAAGAGUGUUGCUUGUGAUGAUUUUUUUUCCUCCCUUAAAGUUAAAAGAUGAGUUAGCCUAACAGAUAGCCAGGCAUCUCUACACCUAGAGUUAAGUAUCUGGUACAGGGACUUUUAUUUUCAUCAGCAACUUGUGUAUUUUCUCCAUGGGAAAACAUUUUAGUGUAACUGAAUCUCAGAAGCUUGAGGUGUGUCUUUCAUAAAUUGGAAACAUUUGGAGACUUCAUAGACGCAGAUAACAAAAACAUUAAAUGCAAUGAUUAUCAAUAUUAUAAGUAUCUGUUGAGCAUCAACUACCUAUCAGGCACCACAAGGAAGAUCAUGUAGUCUCCUCAUCCCAGGAACCUCACAAAAUUCCAGACAGUACGUGACAAUGCAGUGAGAUCCUUUGUCCUUUGCCCUUAACUCAUCUGUUGGCAAAGGAAUUGGCACCUGUAUCUAGUCAAAUCUGAACGCAGUUGCUCCAUGUGUAGCUGCCAGUAGGGCUCCCUACUGUGUCCUACUGCCUCUGGGAAGCCACCGUGAAUGUUUGCAGGACUUAGGGAAACUGCAUAGAUGGGAUGUGGCCAGUGUGAAUACCUUGUUGGACAAGGUAAAUAGAAACCAGAAUCCCUUUAGCAUCUUGAAGAGAGGCCAUAAUUUUGUCAGUUUGUAAGCCCUAAAGAGGAAAGGGAACACAAUGAGGAAUGGUGCUCCUCAAACUGGCCCAGCGCCAAUUGGGUCUGUGUGCCCUUUACAUGAUGGGAGGAGAUGUGAGUCAAUGCUUGGACAGACUGAGGUGUUGACUGAAAACAUUCUUAUAUGUGCAAUGCCUCUUGUGACCACUGCUUCCUGUAGGCAGACUCUCAACACAGUGGUCUAAUGUUAGCAUGAGCAGCUCAAGAAUGCAGUGGGUUGAACCUUCAUUCAGCUGGCUGCCUUUGAACUUAGGAGUUCACUUGGAGUUGUGAAAGAAAAAUAAGGAUAGAGUAGUUUGGAAGAAGGAAUCCCCAUCCCCUUUUAGCUCUAAAAUUUAACUGCUGCCUCAUGCUGCCUGACAUAGAAAAGAAAAUUCUCAUUGCAAGAUUUCUACCCAAUCCCAUGAAAAUACUAUUUGUAUGAGGUUGGAUCACACCUAUCCAUGUAUCAUAGAUACCUAUUCUUCCAAGAAAAGUUUGAUCCUAGAAUCUGAGUUAUUUUUCCCUCAUGCUAUGUGUACUUAGUGUUUUAGACACAGAGAUCCUUCCCCUUCCCUGUGCUUUUGCAGCUUCUGUCCCCACAAGUUUCUCUACAGGAAAGCUUCCUGUCCUCGUUCCCUUUCUAAUUUAUCAAAGUCAUAUGCAGACUUCAGAUCCAGCUUCAACAGCACUCCAAACAUUAAGCCUUCCCUAGUCUUACUGGAAAGAAUUAUGCAUUAUGAUACUUUGUUUAUUUUGUAGUAUCUUCACAUUCUGCCUGAAAUGACAGCUAUUUUGGUAUUUGUUUUUUCUCUCCUGUCAACUGUAACCUCCUUGAGAGAGGAUCAGACAAUGUUUAACAGAGGCCUUCUGGGGAGAACUUUAGGAGGACACCUUUGCUUCUGCUAACCCUACAUCCUAAUGCUUGUCUUAGUGUCAGAAACAGUAGAUGCUCAAUAUAUAUUUGUGCACUGUUUAAAUGGAUGACAGGCCUCACCCAUAAAUGCAUUUAAUAAAUAUUGAAUUAAACAGGAAACUGAUGUUCAAUUUUCAUCACCUUAAACCAUGAACCUUGUAUCUUCUCAGUUCAUUCACCAUUCCUAGUUUUGAAAACAAAAACAAAAAAAAAAAAACUCUUUUAACCUGAUCUUCCUUCUCUCCUUGGCAUUUCUUCUAAAAACUCUUAGGUCUUUUGUGAUAUAUCAGAAAUUAUUUUUAAUUUCCCUCUUAUGUGUUCUAAGCACCUAACCCUGUCUAAAACAUUUAAGAAGUGGCUUGUGUUCACUAAAUUGGAGCAUAUCGUAUCUAUUCUUUGAAUUUGUUUCAUUUCUCUUCUGGGAAGAAUUCAUGCAUAUAGUUGUCAGAAAUAUCUUAGAGGAUGAAUGCAUGAGGCUGAACUCAGAAGGCCAUGAUUUUGGCAUUUUAGAGAUAAUCAAACCCAGUUCCCUCAUUUUACCAAGAGUCCCCAAGGCCCUGAAGACUAUUAAACUAAGGAGGUUAAGUCUGGUUUUGCACCCUUUUUAACCAUUCUUUGUACAUUGCCACUGGUAUAUUACUUUGACUAAGCGAUUUUCACAAGUUGGAGGUGGGGAGAAGAGUAUAUGGAGUUGUGAAAGAAAAAUAGGGGUAGGGUAGUUUGGAAGAAGGAAUCCCUAUUCCCUUUUAGCUCUGAAAUUUAACUGCUUCCUCAUGCUGCCUGUUACAGAGUAAAGAAGAGUAAAAAAUUGUCUCUGCAUAGGCCUUUGGCCACAGCUGAGCAUGACAGUGUCUACACCCUGCAUUUUAGCAUCAUUUCAUGGAUGGAUCCCACCUCCUGUAUCCCUAUAGUGAAAAUGUGAUAAGUUCCAGGUAAAUUUCUCAGGCGACUGCAAAAACUACAGAAUUGCUGUGAUUAGACCUGGGGGUUGCAGACUGGGUGGAUCCAUCCUAGUGGUAGAGCAUUGCUUGGCAUGCCUGAGGCCCUGGGUUGAAUCCCCAGCACCAUUCCACCUUCCCCUCAAAUUGGUAUGAUUGACUAUUCAGAUAGACCAUACACACACACUCCCCCCCCAAAAAAACAAGAUCAUAUUGAUUAAACCAUCUCCCCCCAAUUUUUAUAAGGAUCAUAAUUUGGCCUGUUGAUCACAAAGGAGAAUGAGAACAUGUUUAAGUUGUCAUGAACAGUGGCUUUGUUAGAUUUUUUCCUUCACAGGACAAAAAGUGGAAUUCAGCCCCUUAAAAGAAAAAUUGUGUCUUAGUACAAUGAGCCCCAAGUUGGUGAGUUCCUAACUCCUAACCAUGGUCACUUUAUUGCUCAUAAAAACCUGAUUUCCUUGCAAACAAAACAUUGCUGUCUUAGCUUCUUUCAAAAAUAUGUCCCAUGUUUUUCUCUUUGUGCUUCAUAGUAAAUUGAUUCCAGAACUGAGUAUUCCCAUACAUCAAAUCUUUGUUGUCUAUUAUUUUGCUUAUAAAACUAAUACUAAUUACUGUCAUCCUGCCUCUGCUUUUCACGUGCCUUUUUAUAAGGAGAACUUGCUAGCUCUCUGUUUUGGCUAAUUAUCUUCUUUUCAUGAAAUUUUUGGAUUUAGAAAGAUCUAGAGGUCAUAAGUCUCUCUUAGAGGAAACUUCCAUCAUUGUCUUCUUUGACAGUCUGCUGCCUCAGACUAUCCAAGGUCUUACUGUUUGGUCUGAUAGGCCAGUGUCAGUAUAUUUGCAUGAGAAAGGAAUGCCAAGUCUGCUUGAACAAAAAUGAUAUGAAAAAUGAAAUGGAAAAAUGAAAUAUUAAUUGAAAGAAUGAUGCUAUCUUAGGAUAGUAACGGGGAAAGAGUAGUGGAGAAGAGUAAGAGUACUUUAGUAUUUUAAGUAAAAGAAUUUUUGAAUAGUAACUAAGAGUAAGAGCAGAUGAGGACUGGGUAGGGGAAAUUAAAUUAUUACAGGAGCAAGAAUGAGCAAAGGCAAAGAGAGAUAGAAGAUUGGUAAAGAAGAAUGAAAGAAACAGAAUGAAAGAAAUCAGAUUCCAGCAUCUCCUUUGGUCUCUUGACAUUGGUACCCCUACUUCAUACAUCCCUGGAUUCCCUUCCUCUCUCUCACCCUCUCCUUUCUUCUGGCUGAAAGAGUGAUGCUUCAGCUCUUCCAGGUGUCAAUUCAACACAAAAAAAUAAUUCAUCUAUUAUAAAUAUAUUUAGUUUAAUUGCUAUGCAUUUCUAGGAGCUGUUUUUGCAAUGUAUUGGUAACUUUUCUAGUCAUGCAUCUUCUCAGAACAAGUAAAAUCACUACAACUUAUCUCAUUAAAAGUUGUCAGAGUUGAGCUGGGGAUAUAGCUCAGUUGGUAGAGUGCCUGUCUCACAUGCACAAGGCCCUGGGUUCAAUCCCCAGCACCAAAAAAAAAAAAAAAAAGGAAACAAAGUCUAAUAUCAGACAAUAUUGAUAUAUGUAAAAUUUUGUGGAGAAAUGAAAUAUAUUAUUGUCUUGUCCUAAGACUGACUGAAAAGGAUCUUGAGAGGUUCUGACUCCUUUGUCUCCCUCCCUUCAGGAAAGAGUUAAUGCUAUUUAUAUAAAUUCCUCCAGGGGCUACAAAGUCUGAUAAAAUUGAUAAAGCAACAAAUCAUGUAUUUCAAUCCAAUAAAACCCUCAGUUUAAAUUACUGAGUUCAAACCUUCAUAAACUACACCCACAUACAUAUAAUCAGACACAUCCACAUACUUUUUAAGGAACUUAUCUCUGCAGUGAAAAAGAUCCACCACUAGAUGGCGGCAUUAUAUGUUGAUUUUAUUACCUGCGCCUUGGCAUUUCAACUCCCUUGUAGACGGUUGGACUAAUGCAAACACCCCUUUUCAUACUCUUUUGAGAGAAUUAAUUUGAAACUAUACUGUAAACAUGAGAAAAAUAAAAGAGCUUUGAGUUUAUUUUAAGUGGUUUCAGUGAUAUUUGACUAAAUCGCUAUAGUGGCAUCAAACACCCAGGACAUCAACUCUGUUCUCUCUCUAAGCUUUAGAUGAGUGUGUGUUUUAAGGUUUCAUGUUUCUUAAUGGUUCAAUUUAAUUAUCACAUUCAUACAUUUAAUAGGUCUCCAACUUGCUUUUGCUUCUCCAAGUCUUUGUGUUGAUUGCCCAUUAUUUAAUCCACACUUCCUACAGGUAUGCUAAGUCCAAAUAUGUGGGAAUAUAUUUGCUAUAAAUUGCUUAAAAUUUAAAUGAGCCCUACAAAAACUAAACAUCAAGAACUAAGCUUACCUAGAAUAACCUUUAUAUAAUUCUAAAACUAAUCCAUCUGAAUAUGUGUGUAUCUGUUUAGCUUUAUUUUCAGCAGGCAUCUGGUGGUAACGAGGCAUCUGCUAUAAACUGAUAAUUUUUCAUUAUAUCUAUCUGCACAAGGAAUGAGAAUAAUAUUAUAAUCAGAUUUUAAAAUUAUGAACUGAAUAAGCAAUGUAUUUCAAAAAGUAUCUCAAGGCAAAAACCAGAUUCCAGGGAUAGCUUACAGUAUCCCCAAGCCGCUCUUCUUUUGGCUACAUUGACUGGAUGUCAAAGGCACAGAGCCUUGGCAGCCUGGGUGACACAUAUCCUCAGGCUAUUUUGGUUCUUAGGUAUUUGGAAUUUCAGGGCCUCUGAUGGCUGGAUCAUUGUUAAAGAAGCUAAAUGCUUCUGCUUACUUCUUCUAAGCUAAUUAUAUCUUCACUCUUCCAGUUCACUAGCACCCGUGGCUGGGCUUCUCCUCUGCUAAUCCCAUCAAAACCCUACUUAUUUGUGCAUAUAUAGUAUUUUUCUGCCAACCACUUAAUAUUUUUUUUCUUCCAACUGAAAACAAAAGCAGAAGGAAUACAAGAUGUUCCUCCCUGAAGUUUUAUGUAAAAUUCAAUACCCGGGCAUUUUCCUCCAAAGGAAAUUGUUUCUUCUAGCCACAUGAUCACCAGCUCAGCUACUAGGCUCUUUCUUAGCAAAUUGGACUCAACUUUCUCAGGUGAGUGGUGUUUAUAACUUUGUUACCUUGAACCAACCACCUUGGGAUAUGCUUCCUCUCUUUUCAGAAUCUCCUGAACAAAUUUAACUUAUACACAAUAUUGCUGCAGAUCUUAGAGCAAUUAUAGCAGGUGUCUGUCAUGGGUCUGUUCUUUUGAACACAGCAUUUGGCAUUUUUUAUUUGUUUUAUUUUCUAUUUCAUUGUCAGGCUUCCAUAAGCUUUUGAUAGAUUUAGUCAGAGAACUAAAUAUGAGAAUGAAAAUUAGGAAGAAUUUUACUGAGAAUGAUGAGAAAACUCCUUGUAAAGUUUCUAGGUACUCCAAUAGUUCUUUGUGCUUUUCUGCUGGUAUUAUACUACCUCUAUAUUUUUGGUAUCAGAUAUUACCUACAGUAUUUUUUCUCCUUGGUCAUAUAUGGUUAGUUUUUUGUGCCUGGGAGCAGUGCUUCCUACCCAAUGGCUAGCAUAGUUCCCUCUUGUGCUGAUAAUGAUCCCCUUGGAGCCUGAGAGCUUAUGACUUAUUGCUUUCACUUUCCUACACAUCUGUGCUCCAUAAUGCUGCACAAACAUUGUCAUUUUCUCUUUGUUCCAUGAUGUGAAGAGGUCAGAAGCUUUGCUUUUAGGCAGAACAAACAGGAACAUCGCUGAGGUUGGGUUAGGUAGGGCCUUCAGCAGCUGUGGUGAAGCUAUCAAAUACAUUAAACCCUUUAAAACCUUUCCUGUCCCAAGGUGCUGACUGUCCAGUUGUGUCACUUCCCUUAGGGAUAAGUGAAUGAUCGCCAUAAGCAAGACUUAACUUUAUUGGUGUUCAAUAAGCCAGAAUUCCCUAAAAGAAAGAUGUUAGGUUGUGGGCAAGUCUCAUUCUCCAAACUGGAUUUCUCCUGUGUUAUCAUUAUGUAAACUGUUUCUAACUUGUAACACAUUUCUUUACUGGCUGUUCUUUGGUUUAUUUCAAACCAGCUAUCUCUGAUAGCAAAUUUGGAACAUAAUUCUUCAGCCAAACUUUUGGGAUCAUUUGCCUUGGCAAUAUUUUUGUACUUGAUAGGAUUUCAAGGUCUCCUUAUGAUCAAAGCAUAUUUCUCUAGGAGGCCAGCACUCUGGUAUAUUCUUUAUAAACCCACAGACACAGUUAAUGACAUUGCAGAUCUAUGUGGUCAUUUCCCAGAGGAGUUCAAACUUGAGAAAAUCUCUCUCUCCUCCCCCUGAUUCUCUUUGUACACACACACACACACAAACACACACCUCUCUCUCUCUCUCAAUAUCAAAUCUCUCCCCUUUUCUCAUUUCUGCAUAUUUCCUAAAAAUCAUAGUUGCUAUCUAUGUAACCUAGGGCUCUAGAUCAUAAGAAACUACUCAAAGGUAAGGGACUAUUUCUUUUUUCCCUUUUUUACUUUCCAUGAAUAUUCCCAACAUGCUCACCUACACCUUAUAUUAUUUGUGUUUUGAAAAUUCCCCAGACCUGCUGGUGUGAACAGAUGUAGCUUAGGGAGGUGGCAUUUCUGGGGAUUGAACCCAGGGCCUUGGGCAUGCUUAGCCUGCAGGUGCUCUGCCACUGAGCACCCACAGGUCCUAGAGAGGUGUUUAAAUGGUUCUCAGCUAAGGCAGACUCUGGACCAUCUUAGGUUUGUCUUUAGUAUUUAUUCUCCUUAAAAAAAAAAAUCAGUGAUUUUAAAAGCAUAUAUUUUUCUUGCUGUCCAGUUUAAUCAACAAAUGUUAAUGAGAAAAGGAUUAUGUUCAAAGUCAACUAUGAGAACAAUGAACUAUAAAUACCAAUAAACCAUUAUCUCUUCUUCAAGAUACACAGUCUAGUGGUAAGACAGACAUAUGAAAAGUCUAAUAAAUAUAAGAAGAAAAUAGGGAGCACAGAACAAUGUAUUGUCAUUUUCUCUCACAGUCUAAUAAAAUGGCAAAUGUUUCUGUUUGGCUUUACUGUGGAUAAGAAACAUUUUUCUGUUCCCAGGUUUUGUCUAUGUACACACACACACACACACACACACACACACACACACACACACACACAAUUUUUUUCCUCAAACAGGACAAGUCUCAGAUGACAGUGGAGACAUAAAGAACUGCAGUCUCAUCUGGAAUAAAUCCUACAGGGGAGGAGUAGUCAUAGACCAGCAAAGCUUUAGCUUUCCACUUGCCUUUGACUUUGUCCAUCCAGUGGGAUGCCCUGUAGGGGUCAAAGUCAGAGGACGUGCAGGAAUCACCGGCAGCUCCUCUUCCCUGGAGUAAGGACACUGAAGACCCAGUAUGUAACUCAAGGUUUGAUAACAAAGGCUAAUGUUCAGAUGGCAGGGAUUAAUUUGAGAAAAGGAAAGAAUAGAAGUUAACCUUUGGUGUCUCUUGAUGUCUUUGCUUUAAAAGAAUCAUUUGUGUGUUAAACACCAAAUUAAAAUUGUAUGGACUUUUGAUAGACUUGCAUAUCAUAAACACUUAUCAUGUACCUAAAUAUAAAAAAAAUAACACUUCUUACUGUUAGCAAACACAUGAGGUGGAGACUUUGUAUUAAAGUACAGAAUGGGAACUAUAGAAACUUGAACAACACCUAAGAUAAAAUUUUCUAGUGAAUAAAGUACAGAGCACCUGGAACAAGGUAGACACAGAUCACGUCUGAUGCAUGUCACUUAGGUGAAUGGCUGAAAUGGCCACAUGGCCCACUACACCAGAUCUUCUUGGUAACUCUGUGUAUGUGAUAUAGCAGAGAAUCACUUCAAUGACCUCAGAGAAAAAGCAUAAUUCAAAUUGUUUUAAAAAAUUGAAGCAGCAGAAUUUUAAUUCUUAGUAACUUAUAGGGUUUGUAGAAUGAAUAGAUGUGCUAAAAUUAUUAAAUACUUUCCCUGGAGAAGUUCAAGUUUGUCCAAGGUAUUAUCUGUUAGUGAGAGGAUCAGUGGACAGCCACAACAAAAACUGCUCAGUCUUUAAUUCAGUCCUGAUCGGCUAGGCUUCCUCCAGGUAUCAGCUGGCUGAUUUUAGACCAUAGGGAGCUGGGCAGUGUUGCAUCCCAACAACUAGGGAGGCUAAAGCAGGAGGAUCACAAGUUUAAGGCCAGCCUGAGCAACGUAAUAAGGCCCAAAGCAAUCUAGCGAGACCCUGUCUUGAAGUAAAAAAAGGACUGGGGGUCAGCUCAGUGGUAGAAUACCCCGGGUUCAAUCCCCUGUACUACAAAAACAAAGAGACCAUAUAGAUAUGAAAAGCAGACAUCUCUCUGUCCUAUCACAAAUUCAAAAGAAUAGCCACUUAUGAAGAACCCCUUGUGUUUCACUAUCCUAUCUCAGGAAGAGAUCUGUUUACCUGUCCUUUAUAAAAAAACAAGGCUUCAUGUAGCAAUCAAGAUUGGUCUUGCAUCAGGUUAUUUCUACCUGCCCAAAAAAAAAAAAAAAAAAAAAAAUCCACAAGUUUGGAAGUCUCCAAUCCUGAAAAUUAUUGGAAUAUUGAUAUAAGAAAUUUGCUUAGCAUACGCAAGACCACUAUGCAACACUGCCCAGCUCCCAUCUGUUUAGAGUCCUACACAUAUUAUCAAGUUUGCCUCCAAACUAUAAGUGUUAGAAAAUUCACUUUAUUGGAUUUCAGAAUUCUGUUAAGUACUCUUGGAAGGAAAGAAACUAAUGGGCUUUUGACAUUUCAAGAAGUCACUGUUGAGAUUAUUAAAGGCUUCAGUAAGGAACUCUAACAAAUAGAUCAGGAAGUCAUUAGUAAGAAAACAUUUCUAGUGAAAUCUGCCCAGUGUAUUUCUUGCAGAAAAGCCUACUUUACUCAAACCAUUUGCCAUUAGAUGUACCCUAAAGAUAAUUACCCAAUACUGGUUUGUCUCCUGCUUCCUGAACUCCUGAGCACCGUAGUAAGGCCCUAAGCAAUGCAGCCCUAUCCAUUGUCCAGGUGAGUGUUAUGUUUCUAGUUUUUUAAAAUUUUUCCUUCAUGUUUGAGGGAAGAGGAAGACUUCAGGUAAAGGGUGUCACUAAUACUAGCUCUCAAGGAAGGGUCAAGUCAUCCAUCGACAGUGUGACCUUUCCUUGUCUCCUCAGAAAAAACUACAUUUCAAUGUAGGCUAUGUCUAAAGCAAUAGGAAUAAGGCAUUAAAUAAAGAAUUUUAGCAGAUAGCCUUUUGGAAGUUUGGUGGAAGAGGGUGCAGUCUCCUCGGAGCCUCAGCAAAUACAACAUGCAAGUAGUUCUAGGAUAAGGCUAAAACUCUAAAUCCCUGUAAAGAUUUUCCUGGACAGUCUGGUUUGAUCAGUUUACCAUGAGGUCCAGAAUGACAAAGAGGGAACAAAGGGAGGACUCCUAUCAAGUGAAAUAAUCAUUCCUUAAAAAGAAAUUAAGUUCUUGGUUACUUAUGACAGUUGCCUUGUUGGGGAGGGGAGCUAUAUAUUUGUAAAUUAUAUAUUUUUGUUGUUGUACUUUGUUUCUGAGUACUUGGAAUUAUGCUUCAGCAAUAAAAUAUUAGGUGUGCAAUAAUCUUGUCAGCUAGUGUGUGCUAGGAUUAGAGUUGUUACAGAAGGCUGCUUUUGUUUAUCAAGUCUUCCCAAAGGACAUAUAUGAUCAUACACUUAAUUUAACAUUUGGGCUUAAGAGCUUAACCUUAUCAGGGAUGGAACUGUAUUUUACAAAGUUCCCUUUAUAGGCAACAUGAAUAUUCCUUUCUCCUGGCAUUCCGUACAUCUGCUCCUAGGAACAGCAACCAGCCAAGUCAUUUUGUCCAUUUUUGUUGAACUGGAUACAUGAGGAACACCCUGUUUCUUUAAAUCCCAAAUGCUCAAUUGUAGAAACCAACUCCCUAUCAAUUUUUUCCACGUUUAAUCCUUCAUGUCCCAUCAUAUAUUCAUUUUCCUGCAUUGGUUCCCAUGGCAACAAGUCUGUUGGCAAAGAAAGUGUGACUCUGCUUUUAGCCUUCUGCACAAUGCAAAAUCCUUCUCAGGCAACUGUCGGUAAUCAGGCAGGAGACUACAGUUCCCUUGCUAAUGCCAAAAAUCUCCUCCCCUCCUGUGUGCAUUUCCCAUCCUAUCCCUAAACCAGGCUCACUGGCCCAGAAGAAAAGAUAGCAUACACAAGCAUUGCCCAGAAUUCCUUCAACUACUGAUACAAAUAUUCAGAUCUCCCAUUGAACCACAGAUGCGAGGAUUUAACCUUUUUAUUCAGAUGGCUUUCUUCUCCAAAAGUGUCAGUGAUUAAUGCAUAAUUAAUGACAAACCACUGGGGUCAACAUGGAAAAGCAAGUUUCACUCAUUUUUCUAUAAGAAUAUCCUCAAUAUGCAUCUGACAUAUAGCCCAGGGAAUAAGUUAUAUCCUGAACUGAGCCUUGAAUCAGUAUCAAAUGACAGGACAGUGGGGACAUUUAAGUAUUUUCUCCUAGGAUUAGUUAAAUGGCACCAGAUGGGAGAUCAAGAAAUUAUUCCAGAGUCUUGAGCUACUGGAGAGAGAAAUAACAAAGAUGUAGGUAAGGAAAGAGGACACUGUAACUGGUGGCUUCAUGUGAGCAAGGGAGCUUCAGUUGGGAUAAUUCAGUGUUCAAGUAUGAAAAAGGUAAGAAACUUAAGGAAAUGGAGGAUGGAGAUAGAGAAGAGAAUGGGAGCCUGAAAAGAAUAAUAACUUCAUUCAGACUUUGGCUCAACUCCAUCUAUAAAAUAUUUUUGCUAGUAAUGUUUCUCUUAAUAGAUUAUGUUUUAAACUUUAGAAUUCCAUCAUUGCUUGGCACUAGUAACCCCAAACUCCUAUGUCCUCAACAUUUAGAAAAAAACAGGAAGUUUGUCAGAAAUUGAAUAAGAUUUAUUUAAAUGUGUGUAUAGAUUUUUUUUCCCUAAAGUUGAUCAAUUCAGGGGAAUGAAAAUAUAUGUUAGAAAUAAAAAAAUGUAGUUAUCUCAGUUAUAGUUAUGGAAAUUAGCAAUGUAAAUGAUCCCCUUUUGCCGAGUCUUAUAAAAUGCGAUACUUAAGCACAGUGAGUUUUAAAGUUAGCUGCAUAUAUUGUACAAAGCUAUUUUUGGCUCUUUAUAGGUUAUUUUCCUACAUUAAGAAAAGUUUUCUUAUAAUAAAAACUUGUUGUGACUCAGGUUUUGUGUCUAUGCAUAGACACGUAUACAUAGGAGGGUUUUUCUUUGCUCAUUUGUUUUGCACAGCUGAAGUAAUGAGGUUAAAUAAUGCCUAAGUAUGCAGGUCAGUUGACCUUUAAGAGAGCCGGAUUAAGGAAAGCAUUUGACAAAUGGACAAAAAAAAUCACAUUGUAUUUCCUGUAUCUCUCUAUCCCUCUUGCACUGUCCUAGCUCUCUACUGAAGAAUCUCUCAUUUAGUCAGGAAAUCCAAGAUGAAACUCUCAGGCAGAAAGAAUAUAAAGCAGUUCCCAUACUUGCUAGAAAAGUUAAUUUAUUUUCAGAAUGUACUAUUGAAAUAAGUUAUUUUCAAUACUGGUCUUUCCACCCAAGAAGACUCUUACUGGUCUUGAAUGUGGGAAAGGCAUCUGAUUCAGGUCAGAAACAAUGUUUUCUGUUGUUUUGCUCGUAAGAAUUUAGUUUUAGCUUUGAUGACACCUAGUGUCAAUGGAAUGCAAUAAAUCUUUAAUACUUCUGCUCGAUGAUGAUUAGGCAUUUCUCUUUAACAGUUUUCCUCCUGUAAAAUGCAAAGCCUUAUUAUUUUGUUUGGAAUGAAGAGAAAGAUAAUUGAGAGAUCAACCUCAUAUAUUUUGAUUGAGGAACCAAUAAAGUUUCUCUUUGUAUACAUUGUAUAGAAGGGACUAAAGGAAGCUUAGGGAUGGUAACAUUGUCUACAUGAGGAGGAGGAAUUUUUUCCCCAAGUUCAAUAUAGAAAAUCAGAGGUAAAUCUACAGAAUUCUGCUCAAAGAUUAUCACAAAUGAUCUUGUAAAAGUUUACUGCAAGAUUACUGUAGAUUAUUGCGUAUAUAGUGUUAUUUUUUCCAUUUUACCACCACCCAAGGGCACCCCUCACCGAACUGGAUAUAUGUAAAUCAUAAUAUGAACCAUGGUCUCAUUCUAUUCAGAGAAGAAAUAUUAAAUUAACAGAAGUGAUUCUGAAGGAUAACAGUGGUAAGUUUUCAAAUGAUUCGUUAAUAAGUAAAAAAGGUACUCUAUAUAUUGUUUUGAAGUUAAGUAUAAAAUUCUUUAUUUUUUGAACUAUAAUUAAUUUCUUUUGACCUCUGUUAUUUUGGGGCAUAAUGCUUUUAUUAUUCUAUAAAGUUCUAAUUUCAGUUAUAUAAAUUAAUAUUUUCAUAUGUGCCAAAUACAAACACAAAUUUUUCAUUUGAGGUCAUAUUAAUCAGUUAGUGAAAUAUUUCACUCUCUUGUAAGUUUAAGAAAAAUUCCUAGGCAGUGAUUCAACUUUGAGUCAUUAUUUUAGUAAAAUGAAGACAGUCUCUAGAGUCAUAUUCUUUUAUAAUAUCUGACUUCACUACCAUAUGUGCAGCACAACAGUGACAUCUUAAGGCCAAGUAACCAGAGUUCCUUUAGUCAGAGAAAGAACUUGAAUUGGGAUCUGAUUUCAAAGAAAUUCCAUUAUGUUAACAAGUAGUUUUCAAGUUUACAAUAUGCAAUUAGUAGAUAAAGUGCUUCUUAUGACUUCUUUUGCAGUCUUUGUGAACAUUUUAAUGUGCAUUAGUAAACGCUGACAUUUUACAUAGACAUACUGUAUAUUAAUGCAUGCAUUUCACUGCAUCAUUUACUGAUACUCCCCUUGUAAAGCUUUUAUGGAAGAACCAACAGGCCACAGCAGUAUAGCAAAAGAGGCUUAAUCUUUAUAAAUUGGGGCCUUUUCUGUCUCUUUGCUAGCCUAGGUGGCUGUAUACAAAUUCGGGUGGGAGGGGGCAGGAAACACCUCUUAACAUUUAAGAUUUUCUACUUGGGUAUAUGCUAGUCAACUCCAAACAAAUUGCUUACUUUAAUAAAGAAAGUUUUAACAUUUUAUAAAAAAAAUCAAAUCAUGACAUGUUUAAUUGAAAUGGCUGUAUUGUAAUUAAUAUUUUGAGAUAAUUGUGAUUUUGAGCUUAAAAUUAUAUAUAAAAAUUGUCAUUUUUGUAUGUGUUAAAAGGACUAUUGUAUCAUGAUUAACAGUACUUUUUAGUUGGACAACAUUGAUGUAAAUAAAACUGAAUGAGAACAUAUUUACUACUUUAUUAACAUAGAUUGUGAAUGUACUUAAUGGUUUUUUUUUGCAGUAUGAGACCAUAACAACCUUGAAAACCGCUUCAUUUUCCGUGCAAAGAAGUCCUAUGAAUCUAUAUUUUAAAUUUACUGAAUCAGUGAAAUGACUUUGUAGGUUAAUUUGCAAAUGCAAGCUGUAUUCUCCAGUUUUACUUUAUGUAUUGACACUAAUUGGUAAAGGUGUACAAUGUGAUUAGAAUGCAUUUUGAAGAUGCUUUCUGUACAGAUAUAAAAUACAGGGACUAAAAUAAUGCUGUGCAGUGUAUAGCAGAGCCAUUUUUCGGCUUUGGUGUACUCAACUUUUUCAGUAUUUAAAAAAAGUGUUUUGAAUAACAUAAAAGUCUCUUUAUUGUAUAAAUAAUAAAAUGUCACCUUAUUGUAAA